Syngnathus acus (greater pipefish) is the source of this 2204-nucleotide messenger RNA. RefSeq names its product ephrin-A3a (gene efna3a). Gene Ontology annotation, molecular function: ephrin receptor binding. Gene Ontology annotation, biological process: ephrin receptor signaling pathway; axon guidance. The transcript has 5 exons. NCBI's taxonomy places the organism in Eukaryota, Metazoa, Chordata, Actinopteri, Syngnathiformes, Syngnathidae. The record is from RefSeq and is a predicted model, not a curated record. Bases 287 to 976 code for a protein of 229 amino acids. Gene Ontology annotation, cellular component: plasma membrane.
CGUGUGCGCGCACGCAUCCAGCGAGUGGCGCUGCUGAAUGAAAGAGAGGCAGUCAGCCAGACAGGAGGCAACCAGACAGGUAGCAGCUGUGUGAGCUCCUCCUCCAAACUCUCGCGCAAUUUGUGCACCAUUUAAAAAAAAAAAAAAAAAAGCACAAGUGGUGGCAAAGUGAAGAAAUGCGUCGUCGCGAUGGCGUUGGACUUGAACGUAACGUAACUCGGAUGCGGUGAACUAUUGUGCAAAGUGUCCGACUGGUGGAUUAUUCCUUUUUUUUUUUUGAUUGGCGAUGAUGACGAUGGCUGUGGCGACGUUGUGCCUGAGCGUCCUGACGCUGGUGCUGUCCAACUUGGAGCCGUCCAGGGGCAGCAACCGGCACGCGGUCUACUGGAACAGCUCCAACCUAUUGUUGCGGCGGGAGGGCUACACAGUGCAGGUAAGCGUCAACGACUACUUGGACAUCUACUGCCCGCAUUACAACACCAGCCUGCGGGGGACGCUGGAGCGCAGCGUGGCCGAGCAAUACAUCCUGUACAUGGUCAGCUACCGCGGCUACCUCACCUGCGACCCGCGGCUGGGCUCCAAGCGCUGGGAGUGCAACCGGCCGCACGCGCCGCACGCGCCCAUCAAGUUCUCCGAGAAGUUCCAGCGCUACAGCGCCUUCUCGCUGGGCUACGAAUUCACCGUGGGACAAGAAUACUUCUACAUAUCCACGCCCACUCAUCACCACCAUGGCCAUAGCUGCUUGAGGAUGAGGGUCUACGUUUGCUGCUCUACCGUGUCUCAUUCGGACGACGACUCCAGCCAGACGGCCAGCGCCUACACGGUGAGGCCGAGCAUCAAAAUACACAACAUUGAUGAGUUUAACCCCGAAGUCCCCAAGUUGGAGAAGAGCGUGAGCGGCAGCAGCCCGUCGCGUGACCGACUCCUGCUUACCGUGGCCGCCAUGCUGCUCGCCAACACCGACCUGCUGUCAUAGCGAGACGGGGCGGGAUGGCGGAUGCACGCCGUGAAAUCCAAAUGAACAGAAAAAUACCCCCCCUCCCUCCCUCCUCCAUCUGUUGUGGUCACGUGACGUUUCAAGCAACACGGAGACCCGCCUUAGCAUCUUUAGACUCGCUCCUGGGAGGAUUAACGGGACGGUGCCGGAUGCAGACGAUUCUUGCACUGGGAUGGAUUAAGUACUGUAUGUUUACAUUUCUAUGGAAUAGUUCCGGAUGCAGACUACAACUUGGACAAAAAUAUGCUAGCUAGCAUCAAGAUGUCUUAAGAAUGUUUUGGAAGGGUGCCGGAUGUGGACGGGAAUGGUGCCGGAUGUAGACAAUGCUAGCAUGGGGUAUGGAAAUCAUUGUAAUGGAAAAAAAAAAAAAGUCGACUUUGUUAGAGGAUAGCGAGCGCUGACGUGAGACCUUUUUGCCUGUUUCCUGCCUUCACAACUCAAGAACACUUUGGAUAAUGGCCCUUGCGUAGCUGUGGUGCAGUAGAUGUGCUUAAAAAUGUUUUGGGUCGCAGAAGAGUCUUUUACGAUUGUCCACCUUGUUUAUUGUCCCUAGACCCCCCCAGCUCAAGACCACCAAGUCCACACUCCACCCCAAUCCUGCCUACAAAGAAGUUAGAAGAGCUACAUUCAGUGUGGCCCUGUAAGCCUCCACUUUGUAGCCGCCUAAGAGAUGCUCGGCCAAUCAGCCCGCUUGGUGGCUAGUUGCCAUGGAAACCAGCCCAUCAUCCAGCCUGAGGAGAUUUGACUUAAUAUUGACUUUGACUGUCAAAAUAAAGCUUCAGAUGUUGUGUGAAUGUGCAGAAAUUAUGAGGGGGUGGGGGCUCUUUUUUUAAACAUCUGAAUUUAUUUAACAUGUAUUAUUUAUUUUUAUUUAUUUUGCAUUGAGCUACUGUGCCAUUUUCUCAACUUGUGGGGAUUUUUACUGCGCAGGCAUCAUCAUUGUGCACUGGGUGCGUGCGUCCACGCUUUUUCCAGUUUUGUGGCACUUAGAAAAUUGUUAAGGAGUUGUUUGUAGGAUCUUAAUAUGCAAACAAAAGAAUGUGCUCUUAUUGAUGGAGUGGGGAGGUAUCAAAAGCAUUUACUAAUGUUUAAAUACAACCGCCAGAAAUGUGUUUACUUUGAAUGACUCUAAAAAAAAAAAUCUGUAAAUGGAUCAAGGAAUGAGCAAAACAAUGACAAUUAAAGUCAUUUUGCAAAUGUGCUUCAA